AUGAAAUCGAUCCUAGUGUUCCUCUGCGCUCUCUUCGUUGGCGCUUUCGCCAACGAUAGUCCAUUCUACAUCACUGAACCUAAACAAGGUGCUGUUUAUCGUGCUGGGGAUGUUAUCCCAAUUUCAUGGUUGAAUGGUCUGGAUGUCGAUGCCACGGUCGUGUUGGUGGAAGGUCAACCUCCGGACAGCAUGCAUAACACCAGCCACAUGUUCAAGAUCUCUGGCAAGUCGAAUAGUUAUAACUGGACGGUUCCUACUAGUGUGAAUUCCGAAGCCACCUAUGCUUUCAUGGUCCUUUUCGACCACAACGGUAAAUUUACUUCGUCUUUCUCUGUGCCUUUCAAGCUCGGUGGUGAUGGCAAUGGCAACGGAAACGGUAAUGGCAAUGGCAAUGGCAACGGCAACGGAAACGGCAAUGGUAAUGGCAACGGCCACGGCAAUGGUAACGGCAACGGCCACGGCAAUGGUAACGGCAACGGCCACGGAGGCAACGGCAACGGCAACGGCAACGGCCACGGAGGUAACGGCAAUGGUAAUGGUAACGGCGGAAACGGCAACGGCAACGGCAAGCCUACUUCCGUGUCUGCACCUCCGUCGAUGACAUUUGGUGCUACUCAAGCCACACACGUCAAGAUGGCCACUAACAAACCCUCCAGCAAGCCCUCCAGCAAGCCUGCUACGCAGAACAGUGGCUCACAUCUUACUUGGGCUACUGUCAGUCUCCUUCCUGUGAUCUUGGCCAGUAUCAUUUUGAACUAAAAGUAUCUGUUGCGUGAGUGAAAGUGGAAUUCACUAUGGAAUCCACUUGUUAUAAAACAAUUAAUAGACUACACCGUUUUCUAGUACAUAAAUAGUAGAUUUGUUUCAAG
Molecule: messenger RNA, 869 nt
Organism: Radiomyces spectabilis
Lineage: Eukaryota; Fungi; Mucoromycota; Mucoromycetes; Mucorales; Radiomycetaceae
Exons: 5
Coding region: 1-759 (252 amino acids)
Source: RefSeq, a predicted model, not a curated record